Messenger RNA from Trichoderma atroviride IMI 206040, 2421 nucleotides. RefSeq lists its product as uncharacterized. Lineage: Eukaryota; Fungi; Ascomycota; Sordariomycetes; Hypocreales; Hypocreaceae. Gene Ontology annotation, molecular function: carbohydrate binding; peptide-N4-(N-acetyl-beta-glucosaminyl)asparagine amidase activity. Gene Ontology annotation, biological process: carbohydrate metabolic process; protein deglycosylation; glycoprotein catabolic process. The record is from RefSeq and is a predicted model, not a curated record. Gene Ontology annotation, cellular component: cytosol; nucleus.
AUGCACAUCCAGCAACUUGUGGCCUACUGGCCAUUGCUGGUUGGGUUGAGCCAAGCAGCAGAUCAGCAGCCUUCUUUCGAUGUACUUGACUAUAUUGACCCGUUGAUUGGCACUGCGAACGGAGGACAUGUCUUCCCAGGCGCAACUCUCCCUUAUGGCAUGGCAAAGAGUGUAGCAGAUGGCAAUGAGGAAAUCCAGGGAGGUUAUGCCUCAAACGAUGGCCUAAUCACUGGCUUUUCUCACAUGCACGACAGUGGAACAGGUGGUGGCGCAUCACUGGGAAAUUUCCCUCUUUUUGCCCAGACUGGUUGUCUAAACGACGACCUCAACAACUGCUACUACCCUUCAACCUUGAGAGCGUCAGCAAAAAUAAACGAAACGGUAGUGGCCAAGCCGGGGUACUUUGCUAUACAGCUCAAUACGUCGGUCAAGGCUGAAAUGACAGUCACAAACCACACAGCGCUGUACAGAUUCACAUUCCCGACGGACGGCACUCCAACCAAGCUCCCUGCCAAUGGGACAACGCCUUAUAGCCCUCUGAUUCUGGCCGAUCUGGCCGAUCUCUCCGGAUCCAGAACCGAUUCAAUCAUCUCUGUUGACGCCCACACAGGUCGCAUAUCCGGCAACGGCACCUUUAGGCCUUCUUUUGGCAUUGGCAACUAUAAUCUCUACUUCUGUACAGACUUCCAAGGCGCGAAGCUUCGAAACACGGGCAUCUUUGUAAACAACCGCGCAGGUACCGACCGCAAGAGCUUCCGCACUUAUGAUGAUGGCCAGAGCCCAAUCCUGCCCGCUGGCGCCUGGGCUCAGUUCCACCCUCCAGCCAACAACCAGAUUCUGGCUCGAGUCGGGCUCUCAUUCAUCAGCACCGCUCAAGCCUGCAGCAACGCGCAGAAAGAGAUUCCCAACUUUGACUUUGAGUCUGUGAGAUCCGAUGCUGAGGAUGCAUGGCGCAAGAAGCUUAGCACUAUCAAGGUGGACAACACAGGCGUCAGCGACUCUCUCCAAAGGACGUUCUGGAGUGGCAUCUAUCGCACGCUGAUUUCUCCACAAGAUUAUACUGGCGAAAACCCCCUCUGGAAGAGCAAUGAGCCAUACUUUGACUCGUAUUACUGCAUCUGGGACAGCUUCCGAAGCACACAUCCCUUGCUUACACUGGUCGACCCUCAUGCUCAGGCAAUGAUGAUUCGCAGUCUCAUUGAUGUUUACCGUCAUGAGGGCAAACUCCCUGAUUGCCGCAUGUCCCUCUGCAAGGGGUUCACCCAAGGCGGCAGCAAUGCUGACAAUCUAUUGGCGGAUUCAUAUUUGAAGGGUUUGACGGAUGGCAUCGACUGGGCCACUGGUUAUGAGGCUGUCGUAUCUGACGCCGAGGUCGAGGGCCAAAUUUGGACAGUCGAAGGCCGUGGAGGCUUGCAGAGCUGGAAGACUCUUGGCUACAUCCCAACCGAUGACUGGGACUUUAGUGGCUAUGGUCUCUUCACUCGUUCUAUUUCACGAACGAUUGAAUACUCUUACAACGAUUUCUGCAUCGCCGAGAUGGCCCGCGGUCUUGGACACCAUGCCGACGCAGAAAAGUAUCUGAAGCGCUCCGGUAACUGGAAGAACAUGUACGACCCAACGUCGCGCUCAAAGCUGAACUUGACCGGAACUCAAGACUACAGCCUGUUCACCGACAGUGGAUUCGAAGGCUUUUUGCAACCGCGAUAUCUAAAUGGUACAUUUGGCUUCCAAGAGCCUGCCAUAUGCACUGACUUGUACAACUUCAAUGGCUGUUAUUUGAAUCCUGGCGGCCACGAAACAUAUGAAGCUGGCUCUUGGCUCUACACCUUUUACGUGCCCCACGACCAGGCCACACUGAUCACAACUCUCGGUGGUCCAGACGCUUUCGUGCGUCGUCUCGAGUUUAUGCACAACACUCCAGGCCUGUUUUACAUCGGUGACGAACAAGCCUAUCUCCUUGUCUAUGAAUUCCACUACGCCGGAAGACCAGGUCUCUCCGCAGAAUACUUGCACAGAUACAUCCCCAGCGCCUUCAACGACACCACCGCCGGUCUUCCAGGAAACGAUGACUCGGGUGCCAUGGGCAGCUUCACGGCGCUUUCCAUGAUGGGCUUGUACCCCAUGAGCGGACAGAACGUCUACCUCGUCAUCCCGCCAUUCUUCCCAGAGGUCAGCUUCACCGACCCGCGAUCCGGCAAGACGGCGACCAUUCGCAACAUCAACUUUGAUGCCGGAUACAGCAACAUUUACAUCCAGAGCGCCAAGUUGAACGGCAAGCCGUAUAACAAGGCAUGGGUGACUCACAACUUCUUCCUUGACGGCGGCGUGCUUGAGUUGACUCUCGGGCCGCAAGAGAAUACAAAGUUUGGAACUGCCCAGGCAGAUCUUCCGCCGAGUGCCUCUACGCAUUUCUGGAAUUAA